CUCAGCGGGUAGGAUGCGGCGGCAUGAUCCGCUUCGUACUGCUGAUGGCGAUGCUCACAAGGGCCAUCGCCCCCCAAAACGUAACAGAAGUCCACGGCACUGAACUUGCGACCCCGCCGACAUCGCUCACCAUGCCUCCUCCGACUGUCUUCCGCAAUACAAGAAUAACAAGCAAACCUCGGCGACAAAUGAAACAUGGGAAAGGAGACUCGCCUAUGUUGAAUUACAUUUUCGAUUCAUACGCUACUAGUAAUAAACAUUUUCAUGACAAAUUCAAACCACCGUCAUUUGAAGGAGAGGAGUCUGAUGACACGAUACUCGAUGCAGAUACUGGCUCAACAGUCAUAUUCGACUGUAAAGUAACGUCGCUAAGAGAUAAAAUGGUUUCAUGGCUUAGAGUGUCUGAUGAGGAAAAUUUAGAAUUACUUACUUUAGAUCUAGAUACACACACUGCGGAUUAUAGAUACAGAAUGGAUGUAGCAGGUGACAAUUGGAGAUUAUCAUUAUCAGAUGCCAAAGUUCAGGACUCUGGUAUAUACUGCUGCCAUGUAUCUACACAUCCGCCUAUGAUAAGACGUUUUAAAUUAAUUGUACAUCCGCCGGAAAUAAGAAUGAGCAAAGAGGCUUUCUUAGAGAGCGGUGAAACCUUGUCGUUGAAGUGUUCAAUACUCCAUUUGCAUCCUGGAGACAUCGUGCCUGAAAUGCAUUGGUAUAGAGGAAACAGUACCGUGUCACUCGACGAAGUCAGAGGCGGUGUACUAGUGGAGACAGAUCAUCUGACACUUACGAGUCAUUUGCAG
Molecule: messenger RNA, 800 nt
Organism: Galleria mellonella (greater wax moth)
Lineage: Eukaryota; Metazoa; Arthropoda; Insecta; Lepidoptera; Pyralidae
Exons: 6
Biological process (GO): synapse organization
Cellular component (GO): neuron projection membrane
Source: RefSeq, a predicted model, not a curated record